Molecule: messenger RNA, 6993 nt
Organism: Culicoides brevitarsis
Lineage: Eukaryota; Metazoa; Arthropoda; Insecta; Diptera; Ceratopogonidae
Gene: Nipped-B
Product: nipped-B protein
Exons: 18
Coding region: 212-6583 (2123 amino acids)
Biological process (GO): establishment of protein localization to chromatin; replication-born double-strand break repair via sister chromatid exchange; regulation of gene expression
Cellular component (GO): Scc2-Scc4 cohesin loading complex
Molecular function (GO): chromatin binding
Source: RefSeq, a predicted model, not a curated record
GCUUCGAUGCAAAAUUGCAAUUAAAAUAGAAAAAUCGUGCAAAAUAAUAGUGUUUUUCGGGAAAAAACGCAAAAAGAAUUGCUGCAAACGUUUGGAGAUUAUCCUGCGACUCGGGAGGUUUCAUAAAAUAUCGAAUAUACGGAGAUAUACGACACUUUUUGUACAAAGAAAAUAUUUUUGGGUCGCCAGUUACUGUUGAACAUGUAAAUGGAUGAGUAAUUUUCCGAAAUCUGCUAAAUGUACAAGCUACUCCAUUAUGGCAGAACGAGAUAAUAUUCCAAGUAUUCCGGUGACUACGUUAGCUGGAUUAAUAAGUCUGUCUGAUUUGUUAAGUGAACUUCCGUUAGCAGAGAGUACACAAUCUUCUGCCAACAAAUCGUUACUUUUUCAUCCGAGAGUAGCAGAGGAAGCAAAUAAUUUGCUACAAUCGCAAGAUCCAACGUUAAUUGAGCCUCUAUUGCAAGCGAUUCAACAAACAAACUCGGAUAACAUAGAGCUAAAAGAUGCUUAUAAGGAUUCUCAAAGUCGCGUACUUCCUCAUGAUGCGCCAAAUCUACUACAAGUCAUAUUCUCGUUUGACAGUAACGUCUUCAAUCAUCAACGUAGCUUUUCACAGCAACAACAAGCAUCGGCGAUGAUGAAUUCUUCAUUUCAAAACCAUAUCCCCAUGCAUCAGCAACAACAACAACAAAAUGUGUUCAAUCAAAGUUUCCAAUCCUCCGCAAAUACAAAUACUCAGCAACAAAUUUUGAAUCAGCAUAAUACACCUGUGAUCAAAAACUAUGCACAGAAUAGUAGUAGUUCAGCGCACAUGGAUGCCUUUAGUCAACUUAAUCAUGGAUAUAGUGUAAAUGCUGGAUACGAAAUGAAUCAGAUGUUUGAUAAUGUUACCAACUACCAAGGUCAGCAACAACAAAUGAUUUAUCAACAACAAAAUAAUUCUCUCGAUUGGUCGACAUCAUCUUCUCCGUCAAUGGGAGUUGGAAUGCGUGUUGAUACAAUGCGUGAAAUGAAUUUUAUCAACAGUCCAAAUCAAAGUAUCAUGUCAAUGACAGAUGAUACAACAAAGUCUCCCAUGUUAUCGUCAACGUCUGUCUAUCAACAACAACAACAACAACAAAACAAUCAAUCGUUUUCCCAAACAUCACAAAAUCACAUGGUACAAAAUAUCUUGGCGAAUCCGCACACAUCGUCGAACAACGAAGGACAAAAAGUUGUUCCACGUAACAAUGAAUAUUUACAACAACAGCAGCAGCAACGCCCAUCGCCCGCUCAAGCAAGUACUGCGCCCGAAACUAGUCAAAUUCAGAACAUGCAGAAUCAAAAUAAAUUUGUGCAAAAAACGAGUAAUAGUCAAGUAGGGUCCGCAAAACACGCAAACAGUGUUAAUCCUUCAAUGCCACGUACAAACAUGUUGGAAGCGUUAAGAAAUUCAAGUACGCUCAUUCAAUCGACGAGUGUCGAACAACAACCAACAAUGGUCACACAGAAUCAGCAACAAUCAAUGCCGUCGACAAACAAUACAAUUCUCAACAAAUCCAAGGCAACGACGAUCCCAAUCGAUGAUAUCGCAAAGCUUCCAUUAAAGAAUGCCGUCAUUAAGUUGGAUAAAAUCACGAGUGAAGAUGCCAGUUUGAUGCAAACUGAUCUCAAAUCUUUCAUCGAAAAGGAUCCACAGAAGGCAGCAAAAUAUGGCGUUGCUGGACCCAAUAAUGACAGUCUCUUCUCCAAAAUGAAGGAAGAUGAUGUACGACUGCCAUACAAACGAAAGUUGCCGACGAAUAACUUAAGAACCGAAGAUAUUGUGAGCAAACCAAAAUUACGUCGUGUCGAAAAGAAACUUGCUCCUGUUGUGCAAAAAUUGACGACAGAAGAACUCAUGAAAACAAGCAAUUAUCAACGGUUUACGCAAUUCAUGGAUCAAGUAUUGGAAGAACUUGACGAAACAGAGGCUGUGGUAAGUUUGGAUGAGGAAGAAAAUCCGGAUUGCAUACCGUCGCAACUUUUGAACAACAUUAGUGCGGAAUGUGCAAAGUUAAAAGCACGAAAUGGGAUUGACGCCUUACCGGAAAAUAAAUUGACACUUUUGAUCAGUUAUGCCAUGCGUAGUUUAACGAUUGUGAAGAACGUUUCGGCAGGUCCCGAUGUGCAAGAUGAUAUAGAUGAUGCCGAUAUAUUGCAUAAACUUGUGUGUGCUGGAGAAGCAGCUCUUUUCGUUUGUAACAUAUAUACAUGCAAAAGUACGAAAUUCCUGCAAGAAGAUAACAUUGAUGCGAUCAUCAAAUUUGUUCAGUUUCAGUUACGAGAAACAAUAUUUCCGUCAUAUGAUCCUGUUUACACGUUUGAAACGAAGAAAAAGAUUGACAAGAAAAAGAGCAAGACAAAGACGGCAUACCAUCAGAAGGAAAUUACGCAAUUGUAUCACAAAAUCGUCGAGAUAACGAAAGUUUUAGUGCAACUGUAUAACAAAUUUCAUUUUGUUGAUACAAUAACAAUUCAUGCAUCUGCUCUUGGCGUCGAACCAUUCUUUGUCGAUAACAUUGAAACAUUGCAAUUCGUUUGUUUGGAUUUGGUAACGAGCAUUUUUCAAAAUGAAAAGUACGCAGCACAUCGUAAAAACAUCCUCGCAGAAAUAUUAGCAUCUGUCGAUCGUUUACCACACUCCAAACGAAAUUUACGACCAUUUAAGUUGACAAACAACGGCGGAAACAUCCAAAUGAUGACAGCACUCGUUCUCCAACUAAUUCAGUGCUCCGUUAUAUUGCCCGAAUCAUUUGCUGAAAACGAAAAUGUGAAUACUACCAAAAAACGAACAUCUGCAUCUGACACAAAAACCGACAAAGAUACAUAUAUUUUGACAAAAUACGAUACAGCUCUGAGUAUUGGAGGAAAUUUUCUCACAACAUUCUUGAACAAAUGCAAAACACGUUCUGGCGACACAGAUUUCCGUCCUUUAUUUGAAAACUUCAUUCAUGAUCUACUAACAACAGUGAAUCGCCCCGAAUGGCCUGCGGCAGAAUUGUUACUCAGUUUACUCGGAAUGCUUCUCGUAAAAUACAUGUCUGACAAAAAUAUUGAUCAAUCGAUUCGAGUCGUGUCUUUGGAAUAUCUUGGGAUUGUAGCGGCUCGUUUGCGAAAGGACACAGUCGAAGCACGUUGCAAAGUCGAUACAAUGGAUCAAUUGAUAAAACUAAUUAAGCAAGAACAGGAGAAAGAAGGCGACAGUGCGUCAAAGGAUUCGAUCAUCGAGAUUAACAAAGAGGAAGAGAGAACGGAGUUUCUGCAGAAAAUGCUCUUAGAUUACUUAGAUGUUAAUGCACAAGAAGACAAUGUUGCAUGGUCUCAUGCCAAACACUUUUAUCUGACACUAUGGUAUCGUGAUAUUAUAAAAUUAAAGCGUCAGAUUCGAGAAGGCGAAAAGGGAUAUGCAUCACGCAAGAAAACUGCAAGACGAAAGAAAAAUUUUGAUUCAGACGAAGAUGAUGACGAUGAAAAUAAUAGCGAAAACGAAAGCGACGAUGACACCAAACAUCGAAAAAACAAAACAAUAGACGAAGAACUCAAUAUGCAAAUAUUCCGAGCUCUAGAUGACCGCAAGAAAUAUCUCCUUAGUAAAAUUGUGCUAUAUGGAGGAACAAAUGUAGAUAAGGAUGAUAUAAAAACGUACUUAGAUUACAACAAUGCCAACCUCAUUGCACAAUAUCUCGCAAGUAAGAGACCAUUUUCGCAAAGCUUCGACUUGUAUUUGCAGAAAAUUAUUUUGGUUGUACGAGAAAACUCCAUUGCUAUUCGUACAAAAGCCAUGAAGUGCUUGAGCAAUAUCGUAGAAGUUGACCAAAGUGUUCUCGGGCGCAAAGAUAUGCAAAUUGGUGUUGCACAAAAACUUCUUGACACAGCAAUCUCAGUGCGUGAAGCAGCCGUUGAUCUUAUCGGGAAAUAUAUUCUUUCAGAUGUUGAAUUGGUUGAUCAGUAUUAUGACAUGUUGUCAAAACGUAUUUUGGAUACAGGUGUAUCUGUUCGAAAACGAGUAAUUAAAAUUUUAAGAGACAUUUGUGUGGAAUUCCCUGCACACAAUCGGAUCCCUGAUAUUUGUGUUAAAAUGAUACGACGCGUAAAUGACGAAGAAGGUAUUCAAAAACUUGUGAUGGAAGUGUUUAUGACAAUGUGGUUUACACCUUGUAAAGACAAUGAUCAAGCUGCAAUGGAUCGCAAAAUUGUCCAAAUCAUUGAUGUUGUUUGCUCUGCAAGCGACAAUAAAGGCAGUUGUGGAUUAGAUGACUUGCUUAAAACUAUUUUCGAGCCAAAAGAAAAUAAGGAAGACACAAAAGCUAAAAAAGAAAUUCCCGCUUCCAUCUUAAAGGCAUGUCAACAGAUUGUCAAUGGGUUAGUCAAUGCGACAAUGACUCUCGAAGGCUCAGAUAAUUCAGCAAAACUUGUUGGUUGUAUAACAGCGUUGCAUCUCUUUGCCAAAGUUCGUCCACAAUUGUUAGUAAAUCAUGCAGAAACAUUGGCGCCGUAUCUAAAUGUGAAAGCCAAUACAAAUUCAAUGGUCCAAUUUAUUAGUAGCAUAGCAGAGAUUUUGGAACAAGUUGUUCCUCUUAUGGAUCAUCCAAGCGAGACGUUCUUGAAUGAGUUAGAAACGAAUUUGAUGAUGCAAGUUUUUUCAAACACUCAAAUUAUUAUAUCGAGUUGCAUCUCUGCCUUGGCUUCAGUUGUAAAUAAAAUUACGAAAAAUUACAAGCUGAUUCGAGAUUGUUUCAAAAAAUUCUACUAUACAACAUUAGUUCCCAGUCGUAAAAAAUUAGAAACAGAUCCUAAUUUUCCAUUAGCCAAAAUCUUUUCGCCAAUGUUUCGUCGCAGUAUUUAUACAAUUGGUUUGCUAUUGCGUCACUUUGAUUUUAAGAAUGUCGAAGUUUAUGGAAACAAUGGAAAAGAAGACAAUUUACCUCCGUCGAUCUGCACAGACGUCUUCGAUGCAUUCGCAUUUUUCUUCAAUUGUGAUAAUAUUGAUAUUCGUCGUCAGACGUUGAUAUCUUUAGGACAUUUUUGUGUACAAAAUUAUGAGUUUUUAUCGAAAUCCGAAUUGAAGGAAGUUUACAUUUACCUGUUGAGUCAACCUGGCGUUCAAACGGAUAUUAAAAUCCAAGUUUUGCGUAACAUCUUGAUGUAUUUGACGGAAGAAGAGCAAAUCAUGGUGAGAAGAGAUAAGGACUGGCAAACACAAUCGAAAACUGAAGACUUGAAAGAAAUGGGUGAUGUAUCAUCCGGAAUGGCAAGUGCGAUUAUCCAAAUCUACUUAAAGGAAAUUCUAAAUUGUUUCUUGCAUCGCGAAUAUUUGGUACGAUUCUGGUCGAUGAAAGUAAUCGAAAUUGUUUUGCGACAAGGUUUAAUUCAUCCUAUCAAAAUUGUUCCAUUCUUGAUUUGUCUCAGCACAGAUCCAGAGAAAGAGGUUGCUCAUUCCUCUGAUCGACAUUUGCAAGAAAUUGAUAAACAAUACCCGGGUUUCGUCAAUAUGAAAACACAAGAAGGCUUACAAUUAUCUUAUAAUUUACAAAAAGCACUGCAAGAAUCCCCCACGAAUGUUAUUGUUCGCGGAUUUCGAGUUAAAGAAAAAAAUGAGCCUCCAUCUGCACUAAAUGGUUUCCUCUAUAGUUUACUCCGUAACACAAAACCGACAAGACGUGCUUUAAUUCAGUCUAUCAUAAAACAAUUUGAUGACCAAAAAAUCUCAUUGCAUCAAAUGUUGUAUUUAGCUGAUAAUUUAGCAUACUUUCCAUACGCUGUACAAGAUGAACCUCUUUAUUUAAUACAUCAAAUUGAUCUUCUGAUAUCUGUUAGUGGAACAAAUGUUCUCGCUAAUUUUCGAGAAGGACUUAAACCAAAUCCCAUUAUUCAAAAUAAACCGGAAAAUUUACCUGAAGCCUUGCUAGAUGAAGAUGACGAGGAAGAUAUUGAUGCGUUGUACGAAAGACUACCCGAAGACACAACAGAGUUGGAAAAGUGCAUUACGUCUGCACAAGGAUGUAUGUUAAUGCUUAUACUCAAACAACAGUUGAAAGAAAUCUAUGGAAUAACAGACAGUAAAAUUUCCCGAUACACUCCAUCAGACACAACCAAGGCAUACGACAAAGCAAUGCAAAGACGAAGCAAUUCCAUUUUCAAUCCAAAAGCUACAAUUAUUAUUAUCAAAGAGCAACGUAAUCCAGAUGAACCAUUGGAUGAAAAAGGUCGAAGAAGAAUUGUUGAAAGAUAUCUCGAGUUCAAAGAACUUAUGCUAAAACUCGAUGCAGAAGAUUCUGACAAUGAGGAUGGUGAAAAGCUACCGAAGCAAACCUCUCUGCCAUCACAAGAAAAUGUUAAUUUGACCAAAACGCCACAAAAAACACAAGAUUGGAACUCUGCCUUCUUGAAAAGUCUAAACAAUGAUGUACCUGUUGAGAUUGAUGAUGGAAACGCUAUAACAACUAAAUCAACAAACAAAUCCUCUGCAAAGAAAGCAUCAACCGCGACUAAAAAACGCAGAAAACGAAAAGCGUCGACUACUGAUGAAGAAAGCGACUACAACAGUGAUGAUUAUGAGUGAACCACAGAGAUGUCAAUUUUAAUUUUCUUAAGUUCAUACUUGAACAAAAUGCACAACACUUUUCAAAUGAACUCUUUCUCAUGUAUAUCUGAAACUCUUGAUUUUAAAUCUAUUUAUGUGUCAGAUUUUAUUAAACAAAAAAAAAAUCGCCUUGAAGUGAAUUUAUCAAAAUUUCAUUACUUUCCUAUUGAUAUGUCGAAACACAAUAUGCAAUAAUAAUUCUUUCGAUGCUCAAUUGACGUUGACGAUCGACAGGACAUAAGAAAUAUUAAACGUUUUAUUGCAUUUACACUCAAAAAAUAGAUAUGUAUUUAAAAGAAAAACUUGUAACAAACAAAAAAUUAUAUUAAAACUAAAUUUUCAAUGAGAGAAAAUUUUUAGAGCAGAAAAUAUUAACAUUUAGGCUUAUU